CGGUGGUGGGCGAUGACGCCAACAGCUCGCGCCGGAAGUACCUGGGGUAGAGCCUGUGCUUGGACCCGGCGGCGGCAGCGGCGAAAGGAGAAAUGGCCCCAGCAGGAUCCCAAACCCUGUUGGGUUUCAGGAAGAGAGAAGAACAUUGGCCACUAUCUGCUGAGCAACAUUCUAACACAGAGAGCUAUCUAAGGUAAAUGUUUCCAUAACCUUAUGGAGAGAAAGGACUUUGAAGCAUGGCUUGAUAACAUUUCUGUUACGUUUCUCUCUCUGACGGACUUGCAGAAAAAUGAGACGCUGGAUCACCUGAUUGGCUUAAGCGGGGCGGUCCAGCUCAGGCAUCUCUCCAAUAACCUAGAGACCCUCCUCAAACGGGACUUCCUCAAACUCCUCCCACUGGAACUCAGUUUCUAUUUGUUAAAAUGGCUUGACCCUCAGACCUUACUCACGUGUUGCCUCGUCUCUAAGCAGUGGAACAAGGUCAUAAGUGCCUGUACAGAGGUGUGGCAGACCGCCUGUAAGAAAUUGGGCUGGCAGAUCGAUGACUCUGUCCAGGAUGCUUUGCAUUGGAAAAAGGUGUACUUGAAGGCUAUUUUAAGGAUGAAGCAACUGAAAGACCAUGAAGCCUUUGAGACCUCCUCGCUGAUUGGACACAGUGCCAGGGUUUAUGCACUUUACUAUAAGGAUGGACUUCUUUGUACAGGGUCAGAUGACUUGUCUGCAAAGCUGUGGGACGUGAGCACGGGGCAGUGCAUCUACGGGAUCCAGACCCACACCUGUGCAGCAGUCAAGUUUGAUGAGCAAAAACUUGUCACGGGCUCUUUUGAUAACACAGUAGCCUGCUGGGAGUGGAGCUCAGGAGCCAAAACCCAGUAUUUCCGAGGCCACACAGGAGCAGUUUUUAGUGUGGAUUACAACGAUGAGUUGGAUAUCCUUGUCAGCGGCUCAGCGGAUUUCACUGUGAAAGUCUGGGCUUUAUCAACCGGAAUGUGUCUCAACACGCUGACGGGACACACAGAAUGGGUCACUAAGGUGGUCUUGCAAAAGUGCAAAGUCAAAUCCAUCAUGCACAGCCCUGGGGAUUACAUUCUUUUAAGCGCUGACAAGUAUGAAAUCAAGAUCUGGCCCAUCGGAAGAGAGAUCAACUGCAAAUGCUUAAAAACCCUGACGGUGUCAGAAGACCGCAGCAUCUCUCUGCAGCCCCGGCUUCACUUCGAUGGGAAAUACAUCGUGUGUAGUUCAGCGCUUGGAUUGUACCAGUGGGACUUUGCCAGCUACGAUAUUCUCAGGGUUAUCAAACCUCCCGAGUUUGCAAACUUGUCCUUGCUGGGCUUCGGUGACAUUUUUGCCCUCCUGUUUGAUAACCACUACCUGUACAUCAUGGAUUUGAGGACAGAGAAACUGAUCAGCCGCUGGCCGCUGCCAGAGUACAGGAAGUCCAAGAGGGGGUCGAGCUUUUUGGCUGGAGAAAUGGCUUGGCUCAACGGCUUGGAUGGCCAGAACGACAUGGGAUUGGUCUUCGCCACCAGUAUGCCUGACCACAGUAUUCAUCUGGUUUUGUGGAAGGAACACGGCUGAAGGGGAGCGGCGGAUACACGUGUGACGUGUGGCUUUUUUAAAAAAACGAACGAACAAACGGUUGAGACUGCCAGCAGCAAGUCAACCUGAGGAGACUUUGCAUGAACCAAAGCUGCGCAUCUUCCAGACUCCAUCAUGCAACGUACAAUCAUUUUACCUUUAAUUUUCUAGGGCAUUGGAGAAGAUGGGGGAGGUGCGGAACAACCGAGAGGGGUGUGUGUUGUUAUUACUUUUAGAAACAUUAAUGCACCACAGCAUGCUAACAUCCUUUCACCACCGGCUUGUGUAUCCAUGUUCAAGCAUACACAUUUGGGCAUCUUUCUCAACUGUGGCUUUAGGGUUGUUGGUUUGGUUUUUCUUUUUCCUU
Euleptes europaea (tarantolino) is the source of this 1945-nucleotide messenger RNA. RefSeq names its product F-box and WD repeat domain containing 2 (gene FBXW2). The record is from RefSeq and is a predicted model, not a curated record. Gene Ontology annotation, molecular function: protein binding. NCBI's taxonomy places the organism in Eukaryota, Metazoa, Chordata, Lepidosauria, Squamata, Sphaerodactylidae. Bases 214 to 1578 code for a protein of 454 amino acids. The transcript has 8 exons.